UUUGCCGCUACUACUUCUUCGGCUCCUUCCACUCUCUUCUUUCACUGUCGGUCUUCUCUUUUUCUCUCUGAUUGCAUGUUGGUUACCUUUGAUCACUGCUUCAUUGAUUCGAUAGCUUGUGAGUUUUUCUGAGUGAUUCUGGUGUGUAUCGAGUUCUUCUUCUUUGAUCAUCAAGUAAUUCAUUUGGGUUCUUCCUUUCGUAUCGAUCUCGCCUUUUUUCUGUGUUUAUGGUUCUCUUUUUUCAACCGAAUCGCGACUCUGGUGUUUCGUUCUUGUAUGAUCAGCUGUUUUAUACUCAGCGAAUCGUUUGAUUUGAAGAAAUCUUGUUCGAUCUACGUGAUCACGAUAGAGGAAGUGGUUUGAUCGGCUAAUUGAUUCGAUAAUGGUGGAUCUCAGUGAUAAGGGAUCAGACUGUGAAGAUAUGAUGAACAGCAAGAACAGUCCUGAUAGAUGUGGAUCAUCUUCAUCCGACGGUGGUAGCCAUUUGAUCAAAACUUGUGCUGAUUGUGGGACCACUAAAACCCCUCUCUGGAGAGGGGGUCCUGCUGGACCUAAGUCUUUAUGCAAUGCUUGUGGAAUCAGAAGCAGAAAGAAGAGGAGAGCACUUUUGGGGCUAAAAGAUGAGAAAAAGCAAAAGAAAAACACCACCAACGGAACCUGCGCCGGCGCCGGAGCCACCUCUACAUCCGGCGGAGAUAGUCAAACAAGCGGAUUGACCAGCAAUAAGAGAAGUCAAAUGGGUGAUUUUUGUUUGAAAAGAAAGUUAAUGGCUCUAGGAACUGAAGUUGUGUUGCAGAGACCAAGAUCCGCCAUUACUAAACAAAGAAGGAAGAUAGGUGAAGUAGAACAAGCUGCGCUUUUAUUGAUGGCUUUAUCUUGUGGAUCGGUUUAUGCUUGAUUAGUGAAAUAAUUAAAUUGGUAUUUGGUAGUUUGAUUUUUAUUGUUUUUGGGUUUUAAGAUUAAGAAUCAAGAAAUUUGAGGUAAUUGAGAGAUAGAUGUGUCGUUUUCUUGAAGAACAAAGAUGUAUCUUGUAGGGUGUUCUUUUUUAUUCUUAAUUGGAAAAAAUCUAUUUUUAUGA
Lactuca sativa (garden lettuce) is the source of this 1078-nucleotide messenger RNA. It is a transcript of the gene GATA16, whose product is annotated as GATA transcription factor 16. The record is from RefSeq and is a predicted model, not a curated record. Gene Ontology annotation, molecular function: sequence-specific DNA binding; zinc ion binding. NCBI's taxonomy places the organism in Eukaryota, Viridiplantae, Streptophyta, Magnoliopsida, Asterales, Asteraceae. Gene Ontology annotation, biological process: regulation of DNA-templated transcription.